GGAGGAGGCAAGGCGCUGGUGACGAAGGCUUUAUUUACUUCAGUCUUGGUUCAGCAGUAAAGCCGUCCAGUAUGCCUGAGAAGUACAGGACCAUUUUGUUGAAGUGUUUGGGUCCCUGAAGCAGCGGGUCCUGUGGAAGUGGGACGAGGACACCAUGGAUGACCUGCCCCUAACGUGCGUCUCGGCAAAUGGCUCCACAGCAGGAUAUUCUCGGUCAUCCUCGCUUACGGCUGUUCAUUACACACGGAGGACUGUUGAGUACUCUGGAGUCCAUGUACAAUGGUAUACCAGUGUUGGGUAUGCCUGUGUUUGCUGACCAGGAGACCAACAUGCUGAACGUGGAACGCGAUGGUUGGGGCCUCGUGUUGCUCUGGGCCCAGCUAACACCUGACGCUCUCAAAACACGGAUCAAAGACGUCAUGACCAACCCGAGGCUGAAGGCGGAGGCCCAGAGGAGAUCGGUGGUGAUGCAGGACCUCCCAAUGUCGCCAGCACAAGUGGCCGUGUACUGGGUGGAGUACGUCAUGAGGCACCACGGAGCUGCUCACCUCCGCUGCCCUGCUGGUGACUUGCCCUGGUACAAGCUGUAUAAUGUAGACGUGUGGGCCAGCGUGACAGUGGUCCUCCUCCUUCUUACCUACAUAUCCCUACGACUCUUCUUGGCCUGCUGUUCGUGUCUCUGUUCCUCCAGGUCUAAACGCAAAACAGAUUAGCAUUUUUCCCCCCUAAUGCUUUGUUCACACGGUGUCUGUAAUGUGUUAAUAAAGAGUAGUGAAUUGUU
Homarus americanus (American lobster) is the source of this 781-nucleotide messenger RNA. Its product is annotated as UDP-glycosyltransferase UGT5-like. Bases 189 to 713 code for a protein of 174 amino acids. Lineage: Eukaryota; Metazoa; Arthropoda; Malacostraca; Decapoda; Nephropidae. Gene Ontology annotation, molecular function: UDP-glycosyltransferase activity. The record is from RefSeq and is a predicted model, not a curated record. The transcript is spliced from 5 exons.